This is a messenger RNA of Acytostelium subglobosum LB1, 363 nucleotides long. RefSeq lists its product as hypothetical. Lineage: Eukaryota; Evosea; Eumycetozoa; Acytosteliales; Acytosteliaceae. The annotation marks the transcript as partial. The transcript has 3 exons. Gene Ontology annotation, biological process: late endosome to vacuole transport via multivesicular body sorting pathway. Gene Ontology annotation, cellular component: endosome. The record is from RefSeq and is a predicted model, not a curated record.
AGGAUCAUCAUAUUUGCCUGUAUAUUCGCAGUAGGUAUAUUGAUGAAUAUAUUGGCAUGUGUAUUCUCUUCAUCUGGAUGGCCAAUCAUUGUCGUGGCAACAUACUUCUUGGCACCACUACCAAACAUCAUCUUUAAGAAUCGCGAUGACUUCUCAAGUGAACAUGGAUCUGCAUCAGACUUGGGUAUGUUCUUAACAGGUUUCUUGGUCGUAGCAGGCUUUGCUGUUCCAGGCAUUCUGGCGCAUAACUAUGUUAUCACAUACAAGGCAUUGGCAUUCGCUAUUUCAGGAGGCAUCGUUGUAAUUGGAUCACUGGUCGCAUUCAUGGCUUACUUCCAGAAGAAGGAUUCAGAGUACGACAUG